Peromyscus eremicus (cactus mouse) is the source of this 546-nucleotide messenger RNA. RefSeq names its product spermatogenesis associated 33 (gene Spata33). The transcript has 3 exons. NCBI's taxonomy places the organism in Eukaryota, Metazoa, Chordata, Mammalia, Rodentia, Cricetidae. Gene Ontology annotation, cellular component: nucleus; cytoplasm. The record is from RefSeq and is a predicted model, not a curated record. Bases 114 to 530 code for a protein of 138 amino acids.
CUCGCGCGGCACGCGGUUGCCAUGGUAAUGAGCGCCCAAAGCGGAGUGUUGGUUUUGUGAGUCGCUAGGGUUACUUGGCCCCAAGGCCGCCGGCUGGGGCGGCGGGGUCACCUAUGGGCCUGUCCAAAAGCAAACCCAGAGAGAAGAAAGUCGAGGAGCAAAAGAAGAACUCUACCAGUUUUGUUACAAAGUCUAAGGAGAAAGUAAUGGAGAAGGAGUCCAGGCAUUCUGAGAAGGAAGCCUUGAAUCAUCCUGCCGACAGCCUGCUGUUCGGGUUAGGGACAGCCAAGCACUCAAGGCCUUCCUCUUCCUCUGAAGACAAACCUGAUACAAAACUAAAGUCGAGCAAGAAGAGAAAUGUCAUUCCGAAGAUCAUCAUCACUCGAGCCUCAAAUGAGACACUAAUCAGCUAUGGUAUCCCUGACAGUGAAGAUCAGAGAACCAUUCAGGAACACGCUGAUUGGGGCCCCUACUACCGACACAGGAGCCCCAGCACAAUAGCAGCCUAUAACGAACACCACACAGAAUAAACGAGAGCUCCCGGUA